GUCCGGUCCGGCGUCCGCCGUUAGUUCGGUUCGAACCGUCUGCGCGAUCGGAUUAAAUCGACAGUCAGUACAGUAAGUUUGCACCCGUCGCUGCCGUCGCCGCGUCGUGACAACGACUUCUCCCGUGUGAGUGUGCUGUUGCUGCCGCUGCUGCGGAUAGACCCCCAAACGAACCCACAGAAGAACGAGACCUGCCAAGCGUCUAGGAAGAACGCCCGCGAGUGUAGAUUUUGAACGUGGACGACAGUCAGUUAGUGCUUUACUGGAUAGUUGGAUGGAUUAAAUUGGUUUGGUGUUUUGUGUGAGUUGUUUGAUCAUCACCAUCAACGGCCAGAAGUGAGAUAAAGCGGGGGCCUCUCGAUUGGCCUAAUGCCCGCGGUGGGUCUUGAUCUGCCCCGCGCAGAUAUUGGGGGACUUGGCCUGGGCGCAAAGCGUGUCCAGUAGUGCAUCGACGAACGAACGAACCGUGGAUUACUCAACAAAUAAUAAGAGUGCAGUCAGUAAUAAUUGAAUGACCUUCGACCACCACAGCGUGCCAUCCAAUCGCUGAGCGUAUUAACGGCGACGCAAAUCUCCAAGGAAUCAACAGCGACAACGACAAACGCCGGCAAUAAAAAAAACAGCAGCAGCCAUGUGGUGGUGGAUUGCGCCGGACUGAUCAUUUUGGACACCCCCUCAUUAAGGCGCAAGUCAAUCUGCCUGCCUGCCUGCAAUCGCGUGUGAACUCUCUCAGUCUCUAGCUCAUCCUGAAAAGCCUCAACGAUUUCGAAAGCAGAACACUGGCCACGAGCCGCCUCAAUCCGUGUGACGACAACCGCGACGAAGAACCUCAGUGUUGAAUAAUUGUUCAGUGACAUACAACAGCGGAACAUCAUCGCGCCGCCGCCGCCGCCGUCGUCGCUAGGAAAAGGUUCGUGCAACAGAACAACAAGAAGAACCCCUGUGAAGUGCCUGUUUGUUCUGCUUAAUUGUUAUUUGCGCGAGCGGUCAUCGCCGGCGAAUUUUUUUUGGUUUUGAGUGCUACAUUCUUCGCUCUGGUGUUUAAUUAAGCAUUAUGGUUCUAUAUUUGACAUGAGUUAAGUGGAAUAAAAAUAACCGAAACAUAGGAAACAACGAAACCCAAAGGAAUAUAAACCCCGAUAGUACGAAUCGAAAAGCCAGAUUGGAAGAAAUUAGGAAAACAUAAGAUUAUUAUUAAAAAAAAACUCCACUUGCAGUGCAGUGCAGUGGCAUAGGCUUGCUGUGGUGAGAGUCGAAUAGUGCGUGUCUCUGACGGAGUAAUUGUGACGUUCGUUGAAACUACAGCGUGAGCUUUUGACAGCAGUCGUGAGCAACCACAUGCGGGGAAUCAACCCUUAAAGAUUCCCGCCGAACGAACACGAUUCGCGCGCGCUCACCAGUUUCACCCGCGGCCAGCGGUUACAUCUCCGAACGUCACACCAUGACGAACGACAACGCCAAAGGUUCCAGCAAUGCCAGCACCGGAAAGACCGGCAAAAUGGAUUCCCGUACCGGGCUGGAGUACAUCGUCGAAAACAGCGACUACGUCAACAAGCUGGGCCUGGCGCUGGACACCAGCAACGCCACAGUCAAGAAGCAGGUGUUCGAACUUCUGUCGGCCCUCUGUGCCUACAGCUCCGGGGGGUACAAGCGAGCGAUCGAAACGCUGGAGUAUUACAAGACCAUCAAAGGCGAACGCUAUCGACUGAAUAUAGUUGUCGUGGAACUAGACAAAACAACCUCGAUCGAGUAUCAAAUUGCGCUAUUAGCGUUUAUAAAUUGUGUCAUAAUAUCGGCCGCCACGCUGCAGGAUCGGAUACGAAUGCGAAAUGAAUUUAUAGGUUUAAAUUUACUAGCAGUAUUAAAAAACUUCAGGCGAAUCGCCAGUAACGUGCCGGACAUCGGAGUGCAACUCGACGUGUUUGACGAGCAGCGAGAAUGCGACGAGUCACAGAGCCUGCAAGGGCCCGAUGGAAUAAAUUUAAACUCGCAUCUUGAUGUCUUCUACGCGAUACUGCGACAGGUCUCCGGCACCCCACAGGAGAUCCCAUUCCUCAGCAUCCUACAGCACCUGCUGCAGAUCGAUCCGAAAGAGCCGAUCAGCGACAUCAUCUGGGAUACGGCCGAAACGCUAGUGCACCGCGCCACCUUGCUCGAAGAUAAGGAAGCCUCCGUACGCUUGCUGCGUGCCCCCAGCAUACAGAAAUUUGCUUGCCCACACUGCCGGAGCGAUAUCACUAGUCCAACCCGAAGGCAAUCGGUUGGCCCCCAAACGCCGGGACCAAACAGUACCAGCUCAACCCACAACACCAUCUCACCUCCGUCCAUUCCAGGAGCUCCGGCACCACCCCCUCCUCCUCCACCUCCUAACUUGGCACCCCCUCCACCUCCACCGCCUCCCUGUGCUCCUCCACCACCUCCUCCACCAAUGGCCGGCGGUCCAAGUGCCCGAGGCGGUCCUCCCGUACCACCAGCGCCACCUGCUCCCCCUGCACCCAAUCUACUCUCAGUGAAAGCCAAUGAACUCGCUCGACCAAAAACUCCUGAAGCACAAAUAGAAGUCAUCAAACCCCUGCCGCAACAAGAAACCCCAGUUCCGCGAGCCAAGAUGAAAACCAUCAACUGGAACAAAAUCCCUCCACAGAAGGUCAUCGGAAAGCCAAACAUAUGGUCCAUCGUAGCCGAUUCCCACCAGGACAGCCCCAUGGCCGAUCUGAACUGGGACGAAAUGGAGGGCCUGUUCUGUCUGCAGCAAACCCAAGGAUCACCAAAGCUGGGCCGCGAGAACAGUGGCUCCGACACGUUGGAACGAAAAUCACGCAAAGAUAACGAAAUCACCCUGCUGGAUGGCAAACGCAGCCUCAACGUCAACAUCUUCCUGAAACAGUUCCGCUCGUCGAACGAGGACAUCAUUCAGCUGAUUCGGAACGGCGAACACGAGGACAUCGGCGCCGAGAAGCUGAGGGGUCUGCUCAAGAUCCUGCCCGAGGUGGACGAACUGGAGAUGCUCAAAGCGUUCGACGGCGACAGUACGAGACUGGGGAACGCCGAGAAGUUCCUACUGCAACUGAUACAAGUGCCUAACUACAAGUUACGAAUCGAAAGCAUGUUACUGAAGGAGGAAUUCAAAGCCAACCUGAUAUACCUGGAGCCAAAUAUUAACGCGAUGCUGUACGCUGGAGAAGAUCUGAUGAACAACAAAGCCCUCCAGGAGGUGCUGUACAUGGUGGUGGUGGCCGGAAACUUCCUCAACUCUGGCGGCUACGCUGGAAACGCCGCCGGCGUCAAACUCUCCUCGCUGCAGAAGCUGACGGACAUCCGGGCCAACAAACCGGGCAUGAACCUGAUACACUUCGUGGCCCUACAGGCGGAGAAGAAAAACCCCGAUCUGCUCGUGUUUCCGGGACAGAUGUCCACGCUGGAGAACGCUACAAAAACAACGGUAGAACAAAUCAGCAACGAAAUCAACACCAUCGACAACCGUAUCAAGAAGAUCAAGAAACAAAUCGAACUGCCAAAGACCGAACAGGACAUCAAAUAUCAAAUGGAAGAAUUCAUUACGACAGCGGAACGAGACAUCAUGAUGCUGCAGCGAGCGCUCAAAGAACUGGAAGCAAUGCGACUUCAGUUGGCCGACUUCUUCUGCGAGGACCUCGGUACGUUCAAGAUGGAGGAAUGCUUCAAGACGUUCCAUAACUUCUGCGAAAAGUUCGGACAAGCCGUCAAGGACAACGAGAAGCGUCGCGUGCAGGAGGAGCAGGCUCUGAUCCGACGAAAGCAACGGGAGGAGCAGCUAGCGCUCAAACGAAGGCAAUCGAAUCAACCGGGAACUCCAGUAUCCGAUUCGGAGAACAGUUUGCUGUUGGAUCCAUCACAGUACGAUAUGAGAUACAGUCCAGCAAUGUCUCGAAGACGGAUAGGAUCGUUCAACAGUAAUGGAGAUCCAGUGCUGUUGCGAGAGGACUGCGCGUCGCCGGAUAUCACACCAAACGGUAGUCUGCGAAGGAGGCGAAGUCGGGUGCUGUCAGAGGAGGAUGAAGGUAAUCUCAUGGACUUCCUCAGAUCGUCUGGUCAUGAAAAUGGCAGCCGUGAGAGAAAGUCCGUAUCGUCGUACGGUGGAAGUUUGGAUCGGUCGUGGGCUCGCCGAGCACGAUCCGGCAGUGGUAGCAAGAAGCGCCCUGAUCUGCUCAAUGUCGACUUCGGAGCGGACAGGGAACGACCGAGCUCUCCGUCGCCAUUGGCUGAAAGCAAGCCAUUGCCAGUGGAAGAAGCAAAGCCGAGAAUUUCCAGGGAAUGGCGGCAGAAGAUCGAGUCGUGGCUGCAAGCGAACGAAGCCGAUGAAAAAACCGAAGAAUUGAAGAAGAAGCGGAAACUGCUGGCAGUUAAUCGACGAUCCUAUGAGACUGACAACGAGAGCGAUCGUGGCAGUAAGCUGGAACCUCUGCCGGAAGAGAAGCCUCCGACCGUAAGUCCACCGGAGGUAACGGCUGACCAGAUGCCGUCCAGCUACAAACGUGUCUACCCCGACUGGAAGCCAUCCAGUGCACUUGAGAAGACUGACGUCAUGGGAACCAUGGAUGCCAUUGCAGGCGCAGUACCGUCCAUUCUGGACAAAUCGGCGUGGCGGAAAUCUAGUUUGAAUAGCCAGGAAGAUCAGGACGCCCGAAGAUAUCGAAGGCAACGGUCCAGGGAAUCAACCGGGCCAAGCUCGAGCCUUCAAUCGAUCCUCGAGGAGGACAAACGAAAAUCUGUGAUCCAAUCGCUGGGUGAGCGACCGCCAUCUGACCGACUGCAGAUCUACAUUCGACGGGGGUCGGACAGCACUUCCCAACCCGAAAGCACAGUCACAUCACCAAAGCCAUCAACAAGCACCAGCGAUGAGAACAAGCAAUCCAUCUACAUUAGGCAAACGAAUGGUAGCGAGUACUCGAAAACGAAACCCAGUCCCGCGGCGGAAAAACAAUCGAUCUACAUCCGACCGAACGAUAACACUCCGUCCACGAUUUCAUCCAUCAAUUCAUCUUGCACAAGCACCAGUGAAAAUCAGUUACCGGAGAGCAUCCUGUCCGUAGCUCCACCACCACGAAGAGGUCGUCGAACGCAUCACAUCUACGACGAACAGACGAACAACAAGAUCGAGAUCGAUUCCGAUAAUAUCGAAACGCCGCCCUCUAUCCGAAAGAGUUUCAACCGAGAACAUCAGAACGCUAGUGGGGGCAGUUCCUGCCGGAAACUUCACGGUGCUACCGACCAGACUGUAGAUUCGGAGCCGAAGAGUAAUCUACGUAGUCUAACCGAACCCGAAGUUCUUGGCGAUGGACAAUUUGAUCGGUUCUCUUCGGCUCGUCGUACGCGACGCUUCAAGCGUCCAGUAGAGCUGAGUAGCGGUAAUGAAACUACCUCACCGGAAUCCCUUCCCGAUAACCCACUAGUAGUGGAAGCUUCCCGAAACCCGGUCGUGUCGGCCGUAGCGGAGAUUGAAUCUACAGAGAAACAGAAGGAGGCUCGACUGAAGCGUUGGCAGGAUAAGUUGAACAAUCCCAGUGCGGUAGAAGACCGAUUGAAGGGGUCCGACACGCGAUCUUUGAAAAUCGGCCGAAAUAUGAGUCGAAUUAGUCAGGAGGACGUGCGUAAAGCAAUUCGAAGUUUGAAGUCACCAUCCCCAGAGCGGAGUUGGAGUCCACCGAAGGAAAUAGUUCGCGAGGCGCCUACAACGAUCAAAGUGAUUACCCAUGAGUUGAACGACGAAGGCUUCGAGGAAACGCAAAGCUUAGUUUCCGAUACCCCCUCGCAUGGCAAGGAGAGCACUUCGUCGUGCAAUGAUUACGGAUCGGAUUCGAAGAACAAGAAGAUCGUGAAACCAUCAGUAAGUGGAGGGGAUGGUAGUCCGAGAAAAAUACCCAUGCGAAUCAAUCCAAACCUUCCCAAUUUGCUGAUAACUAAGCCUCAGUCCGCUUUGGAGCGUAGCAAAUCACUCAGAGGAACCGCUCCAGCUCUAGUCAACAAGAAUCUGUUACCACGACGAACAAAUUCGAUGCGAAGAACCGAAUCGCCUCUGCUAAGCGCAAAUACGUCCACCGCCAAACAGCAUCAACUAGAUGUAGAACGGAGCAAUUCACGAACGAGUCUUCGUUCGUCACGCUCCUCGCUAAGCAGUGCAGUAUCGACUAAUACAGUCAAGAAGGUGCCAUUACGUCCAAAGUCAUCACCCCUGACUACUUCCAGUGGUCUAUCUGGGUCUGGUUCGGUAACAUCUACCCUAUCAGCACACAGUUCGCCAACCAAGCGACCCCUAAGCGCAGGCAGCAUACGGACGCCGCUAUCGGGAACUCCUGCCAGUAGAAGUAGUUCCAGUGGAUCCAGCAUAGGACAAACCGGUACAACGGGCCUAGCCGCCAGGAAACCUCCACUGAAAUCCGUUGGUUCCAGCUCGUUGGGACCGAGUACUAGCUUUAAAGAAAACCAAAAUCAAAAUACCGUACGGAAUAGGUUGCAAUCCAAAACCCCCAGCAAUACGAGUAUAGCCAAUUCGGGUGGAUCCGUAUCCAGCGGAAGUACAGCGAGGGCAGCUACCAACCGAGGCAGCACGAGCAGCAUUACGCCACGAACCGGUGGAUUCAUGCGACCUACCACCUCCAGUGCCACCAAGGUGAAGGGAAAAUGAAUGGAAGCGAAACUGUGAAUCAGUGAAUUCUCAAAAGUUUUGGUGGAAAUGGAAGUUAGCGCUCAAAUUUUUGUUCAACAGCACAAAAUUGUUCAUCCCGUUCUCACGUCCAAAACGCAUGAUAUGAAGUCGACGAACGAAGCAAUGCAUGUCGCUAUUCGCUAUAGAGGAUUUUCUUAUUAUCGUGCGAGUUUAGGCCGAGGAGUAUCAGAUUUAAAUGGAACUUUUUCCUCAAGCAGAGGGACGUAGAUAUACAAACAAAAAUAAAACUCUGAAUCGUAUACAUACUUUUCGAAACAAUCAACCUUGAAAUCAUAACUCUAGAACAAAAUAUUGAAGAACGGUUAUGUGGAAUUGCGUUUCUCAGUUCAUAUUGUUCUCAGAUUUGAUGUCCGAGAAAAUCUAAACAUUACUGGAAAAUGUUUUAUGAUCAUCUAAGACCCUUCGGUCAAACUUGCACGUUAAUAAAAAAAAAACAAAUCGCAAAGAUGCACCGAACCUAGAGUUGACAAGCAGGCAAUAAUAUUUCAUCGUACGACAAUACUACUAAUGAAGAGAAGAAAUCUCCGUCCAACUAAGUUAUUUACGCAAUCUGGUCCACAGUGACCAGUCCACAAUCCAUUUAUCAUACGCAUCGCUUUAGGCUUCGUAAGAGUUAUUCAAAAGUUUUUCCAACCACGCCGAUAUUGUAUCCGGAUCUGCAAAUUUGCCAUAUUGUUUAGGCCAGGACCAGAAAAGCGCGACAUUUCUAUUUUUCGAGGGGUAUACAAGGUGCAAUGUAUGGCAGUUGAAAAUUCAAAUGCGCUGUAUUGACUUUUGAAUGAUAUUUAAAUUAUAUUAAAACGUUACGAGUCUGCUGUUUAAUCGAAUAUACUAGGAUGCAAUAAGAAGUUUAGCUUGAGGAAAAUUUGACCUAAUACCGUGAGAAUACGCUACAAUAAUUAUGUAUUAUGCAACAAAAGUGUUGUUCGUUACAAAUUCAAAGUAUUUAUUUACAAAGCUUUUGCAAGGAAGCAAACCGCAAGUAUUAGUAGAAACUUGACACACGUUCAAAGCAAUCUAUAGAUAACUCGUGAUGGAAAACUGUAAAACGAUACAAUCGUCUGUUUCGACAGCGUCACAACAUUAUUCUUCUCUCUACUACUGUUUAGCUUCAAAUCAAAAUGAUCGCCUUUCUCCAGUGAAAAUUUGCUUUUCUAUCAAUUGCAAAACAAAAGAUUGGAAAGCACAUUGCCUAGAAGACUUUUUACGUUCGGAGCGACGACUAACGUUGAGAAGAAUCGAAAGGUAUGCAGCUAAGCUAUUAAUAUUACAUUGUAUAACAGAGUACUACCAAUUGUGUAUUAGGGAAAUAUAUAAAAAAAAAACUAAAAAAUCAGAACGUGUAACGUUUGGUAGAGCUGUUAGGAACAGUUGAACUUUUCUCUUCAAGCUAUAGAAGACCUCUGUUUAGAUAGAUUUGGCUAGUAACUAAGAAAUUUUUCUAUCGAAUCGAGCAAAACACACAAACAGUUCAUGUAUCGUCCCCCACGUUAUUGAUACAACCCUAGGAUAGACUAACUCCAUUCCUUCCAAUUAACGUUUUUUGUGAAUAUUUUUCAAGAUGUGUAUCUGGGUUUCGGAAGACAAAAUUUAAGUAAAAAAAAAACAAUAAAAAAUCAAGUGAUUAGCAAUAGAACGUUUUGAUGUAACUUUUCGGCAUAUUUUGGGUCAGCGGAAUGCAAAAAUUCGUAAAUCAUAUUUAGACGCUAAAAAUCCGACCGCGGCAGGCGAAUAGUAGUUAGAUCAGCGAUACUAAUCUUACUAACACAAAAACAAGAUCAACACUAUGACAACACGUUUAAGUUUAUCCAGUUGGAAACGGACGGACAACACUGACAGUUCACCGCAACCAUGCCAGGCAGUGCACAUACGUACACACUUUGAGACAGUUGAUUAAGAAGACCUUCGAUUCAAAUGUGAAAUGUUAUAGAGAAGAAAAAGAAAACCGUAACACAAACUUUUGUAAUAACGUAGCUAGAUAGGGAAGCGAAGUGAUUCGAUCGGAUUAAUGUGAAAACAAAAAAAAACUGCAAAACAAAAACCAACUGUUACUGGGACAUCUAGACAACAAAACAAUAUUUCAUGAGAUUGUAUAAAUUUUAAUGAUUGAAAUAAACUUUUUUAUGACAAUGAA
Aedes albopictus (Asian tiger mosquito) is the source of this 8840-nucleotide messenger RNA. RefSeq names its product inverted formin-2 (gene form3). Gene Ontology annotation, biological process: cellular component organization. The transcript is spliced from 14 exons. The record is from RefSeq and is a predicted model, not a curated record. The coding region runs from base 1442 to 6664 and encodes 1740 amino acids. Lineage: Eukaryota; Metazoa; Arthropoda; Insecta; Diptera; Culicidae. Gene Ontology annotation, molecular function: actin binding.